Messenger RNA from Scheffersomyces coipomensis, 2118 nucleotides. It is a transcript of the gene STB3, whose product is annotated as Stb3p. The transcript has a single exon. Gene Ontology annotation, biological process: positive regulation of transcription from RNA polymerase II promoter by glucose. Bases 1 to 2118 code for a protein of 705 amino acids. Gene Ontology annotation, cellular component: nucleus. Gene Ontology annotation, molecular function: sequence-specific DNA binding. The record is from RefSeq and is a predicted model, not a curated record. Lineage: Eukaryota; Fungi; Ascomycota; Pichiomycetes; Serinales; Debaryomycetaceae.
AUGUCAACUGCUGCUAUGACUAAUAUUCAUAAUUUGAUAAACGCUCCCACUCCUCCUCCCCCUCCUCCCAUUCCACCUACUCAACAAUCACUCCCAUCAGUUCAUAUAUUAUCUUCAUCAAACUCUCCUCCGUUGAAUUACCUUCCUCCUCCAUUAUCAACUUCUCAUACCUCCCCGAUUAAUCAUACCAUCUCCUCCUCCUCCGCCUCCUCCUCCCAUAUCCAACCAAACCACUCCUCCAAUACUUCUUUUGAUGAUGACGAAGAUGAUCACCACACAUCCAAACAAACUAAUAAGAAACUCUUAUCAACCUCAUCUCCAGAAGGGAUCCAAGUCGCAUCAAAAAUAACUCCAACAAGAUUAGCCAAUCUUUUAAUUAGAAAAGGUCCCUUACCAAUCCGUCAUAUCACCCAUCAAUUAUCAUUAGAAGUAGGUAGUUUCGAUCAAUUAUCCUUAUCCAAACAACGGAGAUUGAUCAUGGCCGCCAUGGAACAAACUGAUUUGAUUAAUAAUGUCGUGUUUGAGAAAAUUGGAUGGGGUCAAUGGGCUGUUCGGAAAGUUAAUAGUGAUUAUAUCGUUACUGAAGGUACUGAAACUUCAAAUGGUGGAUCAAAUGAUCUCCCUAAUGGUGGUCAUAAUGGAUCUAUUAAUAGUAUUCUUGAUGAUGGAAAUAAUGAAAAAUUGAUUAAUGUUAAUGAUUUAAGAAAUAAAACUAAUUUGAAAUUAGGAUGGUCAAAGAAACAAAAUCAAUCUAAUACGUCUACAAGUACGAAUACUGGAGCCACUUCUUUAACUAAGAAAGAUAGAAGAGAAUCAAUCACCAAUAAUAAUAAAAACUUACAUAAUAUAAAAUUACCGAAAGAACCAAAGAAUUCAAAUGCUAUUGCGAGUGAUUCAGAUGAUGAAAAUGAUAUUGAUUUGGAAAAUGUCAUGGAAGAUGAUGAUGAUGAAGAUGAUGAUGAAAUGUUAGAGUCAACCGCAUCAUCAUCAGAAGAAGAUGAUGAUGAUGAUGAAGAUGACGAUGCAUUAUUCCCCUUUGAUAAUGACGAUAAAAAGAGAAAUCAAAUCUCAUCCAUUAAUCCAUCUACAAGUACAACCACCACUAAUAAAUCUACAACUUCUCCACCUCCUAUCAAAUUCGCUAAACGUGUUCCAAUCAAAAUAAGUCCUCCUCCAUCAUCAACUUCAGGUGAAAGAAGAAGAAAAUCUUCAAGUUCAGUCAUAUCAAAACCAACUAGUUCUCAUCGAUAUCAAAUUUUUAAUCGUUCAAGAUUAGCUUCUUUCGAUGGUGGUUUAGAUAAUUAUAUCGUAUCAUCGGCUAAGAACUCUAGUGUAUCGAUUAACUCUCCCCCUCCUUUAACAUCCUCAUCUCCAUUGAAUUCAUGGUCUGGUACCACUCCUGAUUUAAUCAAUCUUAAUUCAACAUCUAAUACUACUACUUCUACUACCACUAAUAAUAAUAAUUAUAUUCAUGAUAAUAAUUCAUCAUCAUUUAUUAUUGAAAAAGUCGAAGGUGGAGGUAGAAGAAAAUCAUCAUUUAAUGAAUCUCAUAUAAGAUCGACAUUAUCUUCAUCCUUAUCUCAUUCUCAUCCAAAUGCUCCAAAAGUAACAUCCACUCAAUCUACCAAUACGACCACUACUUCUACCACACCUUAUGAAAAUGCUCAGUUUGCCAAAUCUACUCCAAGUUCAAUCCAUUCGAAAUUAGAAGAUUCUCAUCAUCGUACCCACCAUCACCAUAAUCAUCAUCGUUAUUCUCAUCGUAAUCACAACGAUCAAAGUGAAGAAGAUACAGAUGAAGAAGAUUGGGCUACUAUUGGUCCCGAAUCAUUACGCAAGAACAGUAUCACUUCAAAUUCAUCUAUAACAAGUGGUGGUGGUAAGAAAAAAAUCAAUUCAAGUACGAACACUCCUAGAUCAAUCUCAAGACAAGGGAAGUAUCCAUCAUCAUCCACUGCUGCCCGAUCAAGAUCAGGGGAAAGAGUUAAAGUCGAAUCAAAUACUCUGUCACCUCUGGUUCAACCCCAAUUGGAGAAUAACAUCGAUACGAUGAUGGAUGUUGAUGUCGAUGAUGAACAACGGUCUGCAGCUUUUGCCUUGGUAGAUUUAAGGAAUUAG